Messenger RNA from Astyanax mexicanus (Mexican tetra), 1216 nucleotides. It is a transcript of the gene eif4e2rs1, whose product is annotated as eukaryotic translation initiation factor 4E family member 2 related sequence 1. Gene Ontology annotation, biological process: translational initiation. Lineage: Eukaryota; Metazoa; Chordata; Actinopteri; Characiformes; Acestrorhamphidae. The transcript has 7 exons. Gene Ontology annotation, molecular function: translation initiation factor activity; RNA 7-methylguanosine cap binding. The coding region runs from base 257 to 931 and encodes 224 amino acids. Gene Ontology annotation, cellular component: cytoplasm; eukaryotic translation initiation factor 4F complex. The record is from RefSeq and is a predicted model, not a curated record.
UUUUUGUCCUCUCCGAGGUCCCGUCCAGUCUCGGUGUAACGCAUGUGUGUAGUGCGCCUGCGCGGUGUGGACCUGUCUAGCCGGUGGCGUUAGCUUAGCGCUCAGACUUCUGUAGUUUUUUCGCGUUUUAAGUGAAAAGCUGGUGAAGGUUUCGUUUCAUACACCGAAGUGAACAACCUUUCUACAGUUUGUGUCGAAAUUUAACGAGAAAACGGAACAGAGAAGGACUUUUUGAGCGUGAAUCAUCGGAACCGGAAUGAAUCAGUUCGAGCAGCUGAAGGAGGAGGAGGUUGACGAGCGUGAGGAUAAUGUGUGUGUACGGGAGGAAAAGCGUGACCUGGACAGCUCUAACCGGAGAAAAACUAUAACUCCAGGUCCAGGGGAACAUCCCCUACAGUAUAACUACACUUUCUGGUACUCUCGUCGGACCCCCAGCAGACCAGCCAACACACAGAGCUAUGAGCAGAACAUCAGACAGAUUGGCACAGUUGCCUCGGUGGAGCAGUUUUGGAAAUUUUACAGCCAUCUUGUGCGGCCGGGGGAUCUGACGGGCCACAGUGACUUCCAUCUGUUUAAAGAGGGCAUCAAACCUAUGUGGGAGGAUGAAGCAAAUAAAAAUGGGGGUAAGUGGAUAAUCCGGUUGCGAAAAGGUCUGGCCUCACGAUUCUGGGAGAACAUCAUCCUGGCGAUGCUGGGAGAGCAGUUCAUGGUGGGAGAGGAAGUGUGUGGAGUGGUAGUCUCCAUACGUUUUCAGGAGGACAUUUUGUCUAUCUGGAAUAAAACGGCGAGUGAUCAGGUGACGACAUCCCGAAUCAGAGACACACUGCGGAGGGUCCUAAACCUCCCCCCCAACACAAUCAUGGAAUACAAGACCCACAACGACAGCCUCAAGGAUAACUCCAGCUUCCGCAACACCAAGAUCACAUUGUGAGGGGUGUGUGAGAUCUCACUCACACUUCUUACACUUCAAUUCUCACUCAGAUGGACUGAACCCGACACACACAUACACACACUUGUUACCUCUGUGCAAGAGGGACUGCUGUCUUUUGUCGAUCCUGCGGAUCAGAGGAUGCACAGGAACAGGCUCCACCCUCUCGUUCCGACAUUCCAGAGCUGUAAAAACUCUGCUUUUUGUAACAGAAUUCCACUCUUCAGUUCCUUUUGAUCCAGUCUGACCGUUUCUUUUUUUAUUUAACAGUAAAGCAGAUGUAUGAUA